This is a messenger RNA of Aedes albopictus (Asian tiger mosquito), 502 nucleotides long. RefSeq names its product 5-hydroxyisourate hydrolase. Gene Ontology annotation, molecular function: hydroxyisourate hydrolase activity. NCBI's taxonomy places the organism in Eukaryota, Metazoa, Arthropoda, Insecta, Diptera, Culicidae. Bases 115 to 465 code for a protein of 116 amino acids. The record is from RefSeq and is a predicted model, not a curated record. Gene Ontology annotation, biological process: purine nucleobase metabolic process. The transcript is spliced from 2 exons.
AUUCUCGCGCUAAGCAACAAAUCAUAGCCUGCUUAUCUCUUCCAACGUGAAGACAGUUUUUUCCUCAGAAAUUUAGAACCUUUUAGGCAUAGUAACUUCCCAGCUCCAUUCGAAAUGGGCCUUUCGACUCACAUUUUGGACACCAGCCGCGGAAAACCGGCCGCAAAUGUGAAGAUCAUGCUGUACCGUGCCGUGGACGGAGCUCCGGAGACGUGGGAAAAGACCGGCGAAGGAGUAACCGACAGCGACGGUCGGUAUAGGGGAUUUUAUGGCGAUAAUCCGGAUGCGUUUACCGCCGGGCUGUACAAGUUGCGCUUCCAGGUUGGACUCUAUUAUGAACAGUUGCGGACGGAAACGUUGUAUCCGUUCGUUGAGAUUGUUUUCGACAUCAAGGACGCCAGCCAGCACUACCACAUUCCACUUUUGUUGAACCCAUUCGGAUAUUCUACAUACAGAGGAUCUUAAAUAGUUCAGCUUAAAUGUAUUUGAUAAUAAAGCGCAA